AUGCAAGAUUUGAAAAACCAACGACAAUCGAUCCAAUCUUCUUUUGACAAGCAAAGUGAAAAGGCAAGAAGUGAUUAUCGGAUGCGUUUAAAUGCCUCAAUUGAUGUAGCAAGAUUUCUCUUGACAUCGGGAUUUCCAUUUCGUGGACAUGAUGAAAGUGAAGGUUCCGAAUAUAAGGGUGCUUUUCUUGAACUUUUGAAAUGGUAUGGGGAUAGAAGUUUUGAUGUGGGAAGAGUAAUAUUAGGUAAUGCUCCACAAAAUGAUAUGAUGAUUUGUUCGACAAUUCAAAAAGAAAUUGUGGAGGCUUGUGCUAAAGAAACAACUAAGGCUAUCAUUGAAGACUUGGACGGUGAUUAUUUUGGAAUAUUAGUUGAUGAAUCAAAGGAUGUUUCUCAUAAGGAGCAAAUGGCUCUAAUUUUGAGAUAUGUCAACAAAAGUGGAAUGGUGGUAGAGCGAUUCUUGGGUAUUGUCCACGUAAAUGAUACAUCUUCUCAAUCAUUAAAAAAGGCAAUUUAUUCUUUGCUUUUGGAUCACUCAUUAUGUACAUCCAAAAUACGUGGUCAAGGUUAUGAUGGGGCUAGUAAUAUGCAAGGGAAAAUAAAUGGUCUCAAGUCUUUGAUUUUACAAGAUACAUCAUCUGCAUAUUCUAUUCACUGUUUUGCUCACCAAUUGCAAUUGGCACUUGUAGGUCUUUCCAAAAAGAAUUCGGAUGUGGAUAAUUUUUUUUAUGUUCUCACUAAUAUUUUGAAUACUAUUGGAGCUUCAUUUAAACGCAGAGAUUCACUUCGACAACAUCAAGAAGAUAAGUUGGAAGAGUUGCUUAAAUUUGGAGAAGUUCAUACAGGGCAAGGUUUGAAUCAAGAACGUGGCCUCCAACGACCGGGUGAUACUCGUUGGGGGUCUCAUUUUAAAACCUUGGACAAUUUCCUGAUUCUUUUUUCUUCAAUUGUUAAUGUGCUUAAGGAUAUGAAACGUGAUUGUCCAUAUCAUCUUGAUAGAUUUGCGGCGGAAAAUCUUUUGAGCAAGAUUCAUGAAUUUGAAUUUGUCUUUAUGUUGCACUUGAUGUUUAAGGUGUUGCUAUUGACGAAUGAGUUGAAUAAAGUUUUACAAAAGAAAGAUCAAGAUAUCGUUAAUGCUAUGGGAUUGCUUGACCUUUCAAAGAAACGAUUGCAAAUGAUGAGAGAGGAUGAAUGGGACUCUAUGAUGGAUGAGGUUAGCUUAUUUUGUGGUAAACAUGGAAUUUCAAUUCCCAAAAUGAAUGAAGACUACUCUAAUGGGAAGUCGAAGCGUAAGAGGUCCAAUAUUUCAUAUUUGCAUCACUUUCGUGUGGAAGUAUUUUAUGCCGUCAUUGAUUUGGCACUUCAAGAACUCAAUAAUCGUUUUGAUGUGGUGACUAGUGACUUGCUUCUCGGUAUGGCUAGUUUGAGUCCGGUUGAUUCAUUUGCUAAUUUUCACAAGGAUAGGAUAAUGAAACUAGCCGAGUACUACCCAAGUGAGUUUGGUGAUAAAGAGCUUCGGGAACUCAAUUUUCAACUUGAUGAUUUUAUUGUCUAUGCUCAAAAGUGUGAUAGCAAGUUUCUCAACUUGAAGGGAAUCAAGGAUCUUGCAAAAGUGAUGAUAGAGACAAAACUAGAUCAAACUUGGUCACUUGUGUAUCUACUUGUGAAGCUAACUUUGAUUAUUCCUGUUGCUACCGCAAGCGUGGAAAGAGCAUUCUCAUCAAUGAAGUACAUAAAGAAUGAUUUGCGUAAUAGGAUGGAUGAAGAUCUUUUGAAUGGGAAGUGCAUUGUGGAGCCGUAUAAUAACACAAAGCAGAUGGAUGUUUAUCAGGCCACACGAAUCGAAUUCAAGGACGAUAUAAUCAUGGAGAUCCUUAGCAAGUUACCCGUCCGGUAUCUUGUUCAAUUUAAAUGUGUUUCAAAAUUGUGGAACACAUUAAUCUCUGAUCCUUACUUUACGAAGAAGCAUCUCAAUCGUGCCAAGAAUGAUCCACAUUCCCAAAAACUUCUUUUUUACCAACGUAACCCUAUGGGUCUAGCAAACUGGUUGACAAGGUACAUAAACUUGACAACCCUUCAAGCUUAUGAUGUGGAACCCCUCCACAAGAGAAUCAAUAAUACUCCCUCAACCAGGAUUUUUACUGCAGAAUAG
This is a messenger RNA of Solanum stenotomum, 2151 nucleotides long. RefSeq lists its product as uncharacterized. Gene Ontology annotation, molecular function: protein binding. The coding region runs from base 1 to 2151 and encodes 716 amino acids. Lineage: Eukaryota; Viridiplantae; Streptophyta; Magnoliopsida; Solanales; Solanaceae. The transcript is spliced from 3 exons. The record is from RefSeq and is a predicted model, not a curated record.